AUGUGUGUGUUCUCAGCCUGAGAAACCAAGCAAUGAAACUUUGCAGAUGUGGAGGAGUAUGAAUAAGUCUGUAGAAAAUAUAGCAUGGAGUAACCUUACAGUUUCUGAAUGUUUAGAAUUUCAUGGUGUGUUUCGUGGAUCAGCUUGUGGCCAUCACAGACCAUAUAUUCCAGAUGUUUUCUUCUGGUCUGUCAUAUUAUUCUUCACAACAUUUUUCCUCUCCUCUUUCCUUAAGCAGUUCAAGACCAAACGCUAUUUCCCAACUAAGGUGCGUUCUACCAUCAGUGACUUUGCAGUAUUUCUGACCAUAGUAAUCAUGGUUUUGAUUGACUAUCUUGUAGGAGUACCUUCUCCUAAGCUUCACGUUCCAGAGAAAUUUGAACCCACCCGAAAAGACCGAGGAUGGUUCAUAGAUCCUCUUGGAAGCAAUCCUUGGUGGACACUCUUGAUAGCUGCUGUUCCUGCUUUACUCUGUACCAUUCUUAUUUUCAUGGAUCAACAAAUAACAGCUGUUAUUAUAAACAGGAAAGAGCAUAAGCUGAAGAAAGGCUGUGGUUAUCAUCUUGAUCUGCUCAUGGUUGGUGUUAUGUUGGGGAUAUGUUCUAUCAUGGGCUUACCGUGGUUUGUUGCUGCAACUGUCCUGUCUAUAAGUCAUGUUAACAGCCUGAAAGUUGAAUCUGAAUGCUCAGCACCAGGAGAGCAGCCAAAGUUUUUGGGAAUCCGGGAGCAGCGAGUGACAGGAUUGAUGAUUUUUGUCUUGAUGGGGCUGUCGGUGUUCAUGACCUCUGUGUUAAAGUUUAUUCCAAUGCCAGUUUUGUAUGGUGUCUUCCUUUACAUGGGAGUAUCUUCAUUAAAAGGCAUUCAGUUUUUUGACCGUAUAAAACUGUUUGGAAUGCCUGCCAAACAUCAGCCUGACCUGAUUUACCUGCGUUAUGUGCCACUCUGGAAGGUCCAUAUCUUUACAGUUGUUCAGCUCACUUGUCUAGUUCUGUUGUGGGUGAUUAAAGCCUCUGCAGCUGCUGUUGUUUUCCCUAUGAUGGUUCUAGCAUUAGUGUUCAUUCGCAAGCUCAUGGAUUUAUGUUUCACCAAAAGAGAGCUUAGCUGGCUUGAUGAUCUUAUGCCAGAAAGUAAAAAGAAGAAAGAAGAUGACAAAAAGAAAAAAGAGAAAGCAGAAGCAGAGAGAAUGCUUCAGACAGGGGACAACGAAAGUGUACACCUUGCAUAUGGAGAAGCAAAUUUGGAUUUUCCUGUAAAAACUCUAAAAUACAGCAUUGAUCCCUCAAUUGUAAACAUAUCAGACGAAAUGGCCAAAACUGCACAGUGGAAGGCUCUUGCCAUGAGUACUGAGAAUGCCAAAGUAACCAGAGCUAACCUGAGCCCUGAAAAACCAGAAAGUGUGAAAAUAAAUGUGGAAGAUUCAUCUGUUGUGAAAUACGUGGAUGCUGAGACAUCUUUAUAGAACCAAGGGGAAUUGCGUCUAUUUGUGUGUGUGUAUAUAUAUCACUGUAGGAUAUUAUACCAUUGAAGUGUGAUUUCCAAUUUAAGGAGCAACCUAUAUUUAAUUCUGCCAUUGUUUAGGGCACUGUAGAUAUGCUUGCAUAAUGAGAAGAUUUUCCUACAAAUAAGAUGAGUGGUAAUCACACUUCAGCUAUUUAUUUUAUUGGAAAUUUUAUUUUCAUUUUUAAAUAGGAAGAUUGUAAUGAAUCCAUAUUAUUUUCAAUAAUCAAUAUGUGCAGAAAAGUUAAAUCAGCGUUUUCUGAUGAUUACUGGUCCACAUUGCUUAAAAUUUUGCAAUACCUCUGUUUAUAAUGUGUGCUACAGAAGUUUGUUUUCCAUGCAGGCAAUUACUGCUUGUUUUUGCAGGGUAUACUUUUUUUUUGUGAUUUCAUAGAACAAAUAUUAAUGUGCUGUUGACAAGAACUACUGUGUUUUAUGUCUCCACUACAUGCUAGUGUUUUCUGGAUUCUGUCUCUCCUAUUUUACAGAAGUGGCCUAGAGCCCUAGGUCAGGUGAUUAGUUACUCCUCAAAAUAUCCAUAAAUACCCUGUUCUGCCUUUUUUUUUUUUAAAUUCACUCUUGAUUUUUCAUUAUUGUCCAGUAGCAGUACGAGUCCAGUCAUUGUAGUUACAAUCCAAAGCCAGUAUUUGCCAUUCUGGAC
Messenger RNA from Balearica regulorum gibbericeps (East African grey crowned-crane), 2158 nucleotides. Lineage: Eukaryota; Metazoa; Chordata; Aves; Gruiformes; Gruidae. The record is from RefSeq and is a predicted model, not a curated record.